GUAUUUGAUUGAUGCGAUGUGAUGCAGUUCAAUUGAGCGAUGCGGCACCCGACACCAUGGUGGGUGAGGCCCCACAUAGUGCUGUGCGACUAGGAGCAUAGUGCCAAAAGCCCUCCUUGUUUACUCAGACCCAUAAACCAUCGACUAGCCGUCAAAGCCGAACUUUCAUCCCUUCCACACUCAACAACAGCCCUACAAUUACAUAGCCUAGAAUCCUGCCCGACUCCUUAUGGCUGACAGACACGCCACCUCCUCCAGGAUCCAGUCGCCCGGUGUUUCCAAAGCUCGCAGCGGGAUAGCAUCCACAUCUCACAAUGUGCGCCGCAAUCUCUUUCAGAGCCAGAUCACGCGUCGUCCGCCAGCCGGCUCGUCGAUGCCAUCUGGGGAGCUGCAUUUGGAUGACGAUGUGCACGAAGAGCACCACCACCAUAGCCAAUUCCAAUCCCAGCCUGAGACAGCAUUUCCCCAGGAUGACGACAUCGUAGUGCGCAACGACAACGGCGAGAUUGAGAUGGGCGACCCACCAACACCGACCAUCGGCGACCCCGAGGACCUGGAGGCGCAACACGAGAACGAGUUGGAGAGGCAGCGCCUGGCCGACGCGGUGAAGCAACAUCGGAUUGACCAGCACAGUGUUCCUUCGCAACCUGAAGAGCUCCUCGAAGCUGUCAAGGCAAGCCUGAGGGCCAAGGUCGCCGCCCUAGGAGAUGAUAAUUGGCUGUAUGAGCCGGAGCUACCACAGCGCCACCAGUGACGGGCGUUCCUGCCGAAGUCUCUAGUCAUUGAAUCUCAAUUCGAAUGCGCAAUGCUCCUGAAAAGUAGAACACUCAGUCCAACCCCUCGGCAGCGGGCGCCUCCACCCGGCGAGCCGCUGGCCUACUUUGCCCCCCACCAGGCGCG
Parathielavia appendiculata is the source of this 900-nucleotide messenger RNA. RefSeq lists its product as uncharacterized. The coding region runs from base 230 to 754 and encodes 174 amino acids. The transcript is spliced from 2 exons. The record is from RefSeq and is a predicted model, not a curated record. NCBI's taxonomy places the organism in Eukaryota, Fungi, Ascomycota, Sordariomycetes, Sordariales, Chaetomiaceae.